Messenger RNA from Haemonchus placei, 171 nucleotides. The record is from the annotation of a GenBank genome assembly. Lineage: Eukaryota; Metazoa; Nematoda; Chromadorea; Rhabditida; Trichostrongylidae.
AUGACCGUACCUAGGAGUUUAAAUGGUGUGUAUGCUACUCUUUUUUUUUCGUUACUACACCCUCUUACGAACAGGGCUUACCUACGGGGUUUCGCACAAAUUUUCUUGGUCCCGCUGUUUGAGCGAGGUCACAAGGGAAUCCCGAAGGUGAAUGAGGUGGUUCAAAAUUGA